AGCGGGGCUGCGCGUGCGCGAGGUGGAGGCCGCCCUUGGCGGCCGUUAAAAAAUGGCGACUGUCAGCGAUCUGAAGGCUGUUUUAAAGGAUACCUUGGAAAAAAGGGGAGUCCUAGGGCAUUUAAAAGCGAGAAUUCGAGCCGAAGUUUUCAAUGCCCUAGAUGAUGAAAAUGAACCCCGACCAACAUUGUCUCAUGAAAACCUUCUUAUUAAUGAAUUAAUUCGGGAGUAUUUGGAAUUCAACAAAUAUAAGUAUACAGCGUCUGUCCUCAUAGCAGAAUCUGGUCAACCUGUAGUUCCACUGGAUAGGCAAUUUCUCAUCCGUGAACUAAAUGCAUUUGAAGAAUCAAAGGAUAAUACAAUACCUCUUUUAUAUGGGAUUUUAGCUCACUUCUUGCAUGGAAUUAAGGAUGGCAUCCAAAGUACAUUUCUGAAAGGAUCUUCACUUCCGUCUCCAAAUCCAAACCUUGUUAGACAGCCUAGUGGAAGAAACCAGAUGGGUUAUUUAUGACUUCACUAGGAGUUAUCCUUCUACAUAUCUUAGAAUUCUGAGCUGAAUGGAACAUUGGAAAGGAAAUCACUCCCAGCUACUUAGUUCAUGGAUGAGAAAACCAAGACUGAGAGGUGAAUGACUAUGAAAGGCUGUAGCUGAUCAUUUUUAGCAGCAUCAGCACCUCUGAUUGCCAUUCCUGUAACUUUUCCAUUUAAAGAAUAUGGGGUUUUCCUAGUUCCCUUUUCAGGGAUUGGGUAAGGAAUUGUCAUUAGUGUCUGAAAAAAACAAAACAAAUCACAAGUACAUGAAUAAAUCUCCAAACAUUCAAAUAAUAUAAUGUAAAAUGCCCCUUAACCUCUUCCCUCUGCCUCUUCCUAAUUCUCCAAUUUCUCUGCCUUCUCUGUUAGCAACUUGGUGGUUAUCCUUCAGGACUCAUUUCUGUGUAUUUAAAUAUUAUAUAGAAGGUGGGGCAACAGUAGGUUUACAGUUGUUAGUAUGGAAAAUAAAUAAUAAUUAAUAAAUGAUAGUAUAAAAAUAAACUAUUUCACGUACUCAGACCUGUAAACCUACUUUUGCCUCACCGUGUGUACUGAAACUGGAACAAUGCAGAGAGGAAUAGCGUGGCUCCUGCUCAGGGACAACACUCAAAUUCGUGAGGUGUUCCAGAUUAUUGUUCCUUUAGAUAUGAGGGAGAAAUAAAGGCUUUUCCAGGCAAACAAAAACUGGGAGAAUUUAUCACCACAAUAUGGGCAUUACAAGAAAUGAAAGGAGCUCUUUUACAUGAAAAAAAAACUCACAAGUUUACAAAAUUUUUAGUUAAAGAUGACAAACAGAAGCAGGAAAUUGCAACUCCUUUUCAGAAUAGGGUGUUAAACACUUAAUUAUAACACGAAGGUUAAAGGAGGAAAAGCAUUUUUUUGAAAACCCCUUUGUGCUCCUUAGUCUCCCUGAUGGCCCCAGCAUUCCAGUGGUGAGUGCUGUCUGUUCCAAAUCUCCUUCCUUCGGUAUGUGUAAAAACCGUGUUGCUCACAAUUAUCAUUAUGAGAAUUUUAUAUAACUUCUAAACACUGGUCUCAAAGAAAAAUAGGCACUGGUUAGAAAAUGCAGGAGUGGGCAAUGAAUUGAUACGUUGGGUCUGGGGAAGGGAUAUGGGUCAUUAGAGACUAGGCAAAGAAACUUCACAUUUGUAACCCUUUUCACUUUCCUUUUGAAUUUUGAACCAUGCAUUACUGCAUUAGUAUUCAAAAAAUAAUUGGACUUUAUAAUACAGGGGUGGACAAAAGUAGAUAAGAACGAUAUGCCGAAGUGUGCUUAAGUAUAGCAAGUAGACAACAAGAAUGUGUAAAUAAUAAAGGCUGGCAGUUUGAGCACUUACAAGAUUGUGCCCAAAUGCACUGUGCCACUGUGACAUUCCUUUGAGUUAAUAAAGCUAUUGUGGUAAUGAUAACCUGCAUGUCUUUUUCUGUACAAACAACUGUAAACCCACUUUAUGCACUCUUACUGUACAUGUUAUUCUACAACUUGCUAUUUUUUUACUUGUCUCAAUAUAUGUAGAUCUACUCCCUCAUUUUCAACUUUGUGUAGUCUUCCAUAGUAUUACUGAUCAUGCUUUACUGAUGUACUUUUGUGUUUUUUAUUUUUUGCUUAUACAGCAUUGCAGUGUAGCAUUACUUCUUUGUUCACACAAGUAUUUCUCGUGUGGAUGCCUAGAAGUAGAAUUGCUGGUUCAAAGCAUAUGUGUACUUAAAAUAGUCUAAUACUGCCUAAUUUUUCUCCCAAAGGCCUUUACCAGUUUAUGCUUACCACGAGUAAAUGAUAGUACUGGUUCCCCUAUUUCAUUGUUACCAGUGGAUAUUCUACACAUUAACACUCUUAACACAGCAGCCCCAUCACAUUUGCAUUUCCAGUCCCAUGAGGAAAUACAGCCUUUUAAGAAAUAAUGUUUGUGGCUUGUAAGCUUUUUAUAAUUAAUCUCUGUAAUGUUUCUGACUAAUGACUAAUCAGAAAGUUAUAGAUAAUAGAGCAUUUCUUAACUAAGUUCUCCUGAGAUGAAGAUCAUGGAUUAAUUACUGGUAGUAAUUAAUGUAAGAUAUCACAGUGGGCAAGGUGGGAUGGGUAGGGGUGGAGAGAAUGAGAGAGUGCAUUAAUUACUUUGGG
Artibeus jamaicensis (Jamaican fruit-eating bat) is the source of this 2650-nucleotide messenger RNA. RefSeq names its product centrosomal protein 20 (gene CEP20). The transcript is spliced from 5 exons. Gene Ontology annotation, cellular component: motile cilium; centrosome; ciliary basal body. NCBI's taxonomy places the organism in Eukaryota, Metazoa, Chordata, Mammalia, Chiroptera, Phyllostomidae. The record is from RefSeq and is a predicted model, not a curated record. Gene Ontology annotation, biological process: cilium assembly; microtubule anchoring. The coding region runs from base 53 to 511 and encodes 152 amino acids. Gene Ontology annotation, molecular function: protein binding.